Leguminivora glycinivorella is the source of this 6683-nucleotide messenger RNA. RefSeq names its product collagen alpha-1(I) chain-like (gene FIBH). The transcript is spliced from 10 exons. The record is from RefSeq and is a predicted model, not a curated record. The coding region runs from base 17 to 6601 and encodes 2194 amino acids. Lineage: Eukaryota; Metazoa; Arthropoda; Insecta; Lepidoptera; Tortricidae.
UUCAACUCUCACCACAAUGAGAGCAACCACCAUUGUGAUCUUGUGCUGUGCCGUGGCGUAUGCUGCCGCCCUACAAGGCGCAGAAGAUGAAGCCCUUGCGGCUAUGUGGAACUUAGAAAAACAAAUGAAAGAAACCGCAUACGACAAAUCCGAUUCUUACUCAGUCGAAAAUGGAACGACUUGGGAAAAAGAAACGACUCGAAAACAGUACCACAGAAAGGUUGCCAAGCCUAAUAUCUCAGGCGAAGACAAGAUCGUGAGGACCUUCGUCAUCGAGACUGAUGCUGACGGCCAAGAGACCAUCUAUGAAGAGGAUGUGGUGAUCCAUAAGGUGCCAGGUGGCGGAAGCACAUCUACCACCACUGGACGCCGCGCCAUUUCCGGUUUCGGAAGCUCCUCAACAAGUUCCAGCGCCGCAGCCAGUGCCGGCGCCGGCUCUGGCCCGCCAUAUGGUUCAGGAUCCUCAUCAGCUAAUGCUGCUGCAUCAGCUCAAUCAGGACCACAAGGACCAAGCGGAUAUCCAGGCUCAUAUGGACAAGGAUCGUCAGCCAAUGCUGCCGCUUCUGCCCAAGCAGGACAAGGCCCAGCCGGAUCACAAGGACCACUCGGACCACAACAAGGACCAGCCGGACAAGGACCACAAGGACCAGGAGCUUCAGCUAACGCUGCAGCCUCUGCCCAAUCAGGGCCAAACGGACCACAAGGAUCAGGAGCCUCAGCCAGCGCUGGCGCCUCUGCCCAAUCAGGAUCAAACGGACCAUACGGACCAUACGGACCACAAGGAUCAGGAGCCUCAGGCAGCGCUGGCGCCUCUUCCCAAUCAGGACAAAACGGACCAUACGGACCAUACGGACCACAAGGCCCAGCCGGACCACUCGGACCACAAGGAUCAGGAGCUUCAGCUAACGCUGCCGCCUCUGCCCAACAAGGACCAAACGGACCACAAGGAUCAGGAGCCUCAGGCAGCGCUGGCGCCUCUUCCCAAUCAGGAUCAAACGGACUAUACGGACCAUACGGACCACAAGGCCCAGCCGGACCACAAGGACCACUCGGACCACAAGGAUCAGGAGCUUCAGCUAACGCUGCCGCCUCUGCUCAAUCAGGACCAAACGGACCACAAGGACCAGGAGCUUCAGCUAACGCUGCUGCCUCUGCCCAAUCAGGACCAAAUGGACCAUACGGACCAUACGGACCACAAGGACCAGCAGGACCACAAGGACCAGCCGGACCAGGAGCUUCAGCUAACGCUGCCGCCUCUGCUCAAUCAGGACCAAACGGACCACAAGGAUCAGGAGCCUCAGGCAGCGCUGGCGCCUCUUCCCAAUCAGGACAAAACGGACCAUACGGACCAUACGGACCACAAGGCCCAGCCGGACCACUCGGACCACAAGGAUCAGGAGCUUCAGCUAACAAUGCCGCCUCUGCCCAACAAGGACCAAACGGACCACAAGGAUCAGGAGCCUCAGCCAGCGCUGGCGCCUCUUCCCAAUCAGGAUCAAACGGACCAUACGGACCAUACGGACCACAAGGAUCAGGAGCCUCAGCCAGCGCUGGCGCCUCUUCCCAAUCAGGACAAAACGGACCAUACGGACCAUACGGACCACAAGGCCCAGCCGGACCACUCGGACCACAAGGAUCAGGAGAUUCAGCUAACGCUGCCGCCUCUGCCCAACAAGGACCAAACGGACCACAAGGAUCAGGAGCCUCAGCCAGCGCUGGCGCCUUUUCCCAAUCAGGAUCAAACGGACUAUACGGACCAUACGGACCACAAGGCCCAGCCGGACCACAAGGACCACUCGGACCACAAGGACCAGGAGCUUCAGCUAACGCUGCCGCCUCUGCCCAAUCAGGACCAAACGGACCAUACGGACCAUACGGACCACAAGGCCCAGCCGGACCACUCGGACCACAAGGAUCAGGAGCUUCAGCUAACGCUGCCGCCUCUGCCCAACAAGGACCAAACGGGCCACAAGGAUCAGGAGCCUCAGCCAGAGCUGGCGCCUCUGCCCAAUCAGGACCAAACGGACCAUACGGACCAUACGGACCACAAGGAUCAGGAGCCUCAGCCAGCGCUGGCGCCUCUUCCCAAUCAGGACAAAACGGACCAUACGGACCACAAGGCCCAGCCGGACCACUCGGACCACAAAGAUCAGGAGCUUCAGCUAACGCUGCCGCCUCUGGCCAACAAGGACCAAACGGACCACAAGGAUCAGGAGCCUCAGCCAGCGCUGGCGCCUCUUCCCAAUCAGGAUCAAACGGACCAUACGGACCAUACGGACCACAAGGAUCAGGAGCCUCAGCCAGCGCUGGCCCCUCUUCCCAAUCAGGACAAAACGGACCAUACGGACCAUACGGACCACAAGGCCCAGCCGGAUCACUCGGACCACAAGGAUCAGGAGCUUCAGCUAACGCUGCCGCCUCUGGCCAACAAGUACCAAACGGACCACAAGGAUCAGGAGCCUCAGCCAGCGCUGGCGCCUCUUCCCAAUCAGGACAAAACGGACCAUACGGACCAUACGGACCACAAGGCCCAGCCGGACCACUCGGACCACAAGGAUCAGAAGCUUCAGCUAACGCUGCCGCCUCUGCCCAACAAGGACCAAACGGACCACAAGGAUCAGGAGCCUCAGCCAGCGCUGGCGCCUCUUCCCAAUCAGGAUCAAACGGACCAUACGGACCAUACGGACCACAAGGAUCAGGAGCCUCAGCCAGCGCUGGCGCCUCUUCCCAAUCAGGACAAAACGGACCACAAGGAUCAGGAGCUUCAGCUAACGCUGCCGCCUCUGCCCAAUCAGGACCAAACGGACUAUACGGACCACAAGGCCCAGCCGGACCACAAGGACCACUCGGACCACAAGGACCAGGAGCUUCAGCUAACGCUGCCGCCUCUGCCCAAUCAGGACCAAACGGACUAUACGGACCAUACGGACCACAAGGCCCAGCCGGACCACUCGGACCACAAGGAUCAGGAGCUUCAGCUAACGCUGCCGCCUCUGCCCAACAAGGACCAAACGGAUCACAAGGAUCAGGAGCCUCAGCCAGCGCUGGGGCCUCUGCCCAAUCAGGACCAAACGGACCAUACGGACCAUACGGACCACAAGGCCCAGCCGGACCACUCGGACCACAAGGAUCAGAAGCUUCAGCUAACGCUGCCGCCUCUGCCCAACAAGGACCAAACGGACCACAAGGAUCAGGAGCCUCAGCCAGCGCUGGCGCCUCUUCCCAAUCAGGAUCAAACGGACCAUACGGACCAUACGGACCACAAGGAUCAGGAGCCUCAGCCACCGCUGGCGCCUCUUCCCAAUCAGGACAAAACGGACCACAAGGAUCAGGAGCUUCAGCUAACGCUGCCGCCUCUGCCCAAUCAGGACCAAACGGACUAUACGGACCACAAGGCCCAGCCGGACCACAAGGACCACUCGGACCACAAGGACCAGGAGCUUCAGCUAACGCUGCCGCCUCUGCCCAAUCAGGACCAAACGGACUAUACGGACCAUACGGACCACAAGGCCCAGCCGGACCACUCGGACCACAAGGAUCAGGAGCUUCAGCUAACGCUGCCGCCUCUGCCCAACAAGGACCAAACGGAUCACAAGGAUCAGGAGCCUCAGCCAGCGCUGGGGCCUCUGCCCAAUCAGGACCAAACGGACCAUACGGACCAUACGGACCACAAGGCCCAGCCGGACCACUCGGACCACAAGGAUCAGAAGCUUCAGCUAACGCUGCCGCCUCUGCCCAACAAGGACCAAACGGACCACAAGGAUCAGGAGCCUCAGCCAGCGCUGGCGCCUCUUCCCAAUCAGGAUCAAACGGACCAUACGGCCCAUACGGACCACAAGGAUCAGGAGCUUCAGCUAACGCUGCCGCCUCUGCCCAACAAGGACCAAACGGGCCACAAGGAUCAGGAGCCUCAGCCAGAGCUGGCGCCUCUGCCCAAUCAGGACCAAACGGACCAUACGGACCAUACGGACCACAAGGAUCAGGAGCCUCAGCCAGCGCUGGCGCCUCUUCCCAAUCAGGACAAAACGGACCAUACGGACCACAAGGCCCAGCCGGACCACUCGGACCACAAGGAUCAGGAGCUUCAGCUAACGCUGCCGCCUCUGGCCAACAAGGACCAAACGGACCACAAGGACCAGGAGCCUCAGCCAGCGCUGGCGCCUCUUCCCAAUCAGGACAAAACGGACCAUACGGACCAUACGGACCACAAGGCCCAGCCGGACCACUCGGACCACAAGGAUCAGGAGCUUCAGCUAGCGCUGCCGCCUCUGGCCAACAAGUACCAAACGGACCACAAGGAUCAGGAGCCUCAGCCAGCGCUGGCGCCUCUUCCCAAUCAGGACAAAACGGACCAUACGGACCAUACGGACCACAAGGAUCAGGAGCCUCAGCCAGCGCUGGCGCCUCUUCCCAAUCAGGACAAAACGGACCACAAGGAUCAGGAGCUUCAGCUAACGCUGCCGCCUCUGCCCAAUCAGGACCAAACGGACUAUACGGACCACAAGGCCCAGCCGGACCACAAGGACCACUCGGACCACAAGGACCAGGAGCUUCAGCUAACGCUGCCGCCUCUGCCCAAUCAGGACCAAACGGACUAUACGGACCAUACGGACCACAAGGCCCAGCCGGACCACUCGGACCACAAGGAUCAGGAGCUUCAGCUAACACUGCCGCCUCUGCCCAACAAGGACCAAACGGAUCACAAGGAUCAGGAGCCUCAGCCAGCGCUGGGGCCUCUGCCCAAUCAGGACCAAACGGACCAUACGGACCAUACGGACCACAAGGCCCAGCCGGACCACUCGGACCACAAGGAUCAGAAGCUUCAGCUAACGCUGCCGCCUCUGCCCAACAAGGACCAAACGGACCACAAGGAUCAGGAGCCUCAGCCAGCGCUGGCGCCUCUUCCCAAUCAGGAUCAAACGGACCAUACGGACCAUACGGACCACAAGGAUCAGGAGCCUCAGCCAGCGCUGGCGCCUCUUCCCAAUCAGGACAAAACGGACUAUACGGACCACAAGGCCCAGCCGGACCACAAGGACCACUCGGACCACAAGGACCAGGAGCUUCAGCUAACGCUGCCGCCUCUGCCCAAUCAGGACCAAACGGACUAUACGGACCAUACGGACCACAAGGCCCAGCCGGACCACUCGGACCACAAGGAUCAGGAGCUUCAGCUAACGCUGCCGCCUCUGCCCAACAAGGACCAAACGGAUCACAAGGAUCAGGAGCCUCAGCCAGCGCUGGGGCCUCUGCCCAAUCAGGACCAAACGGACCAUACGGACCAUACGGACCACAAGGCCCAGCCGGACCACUCGGACCACAAGGAUCAGAAGCUUCAGCUAACGCUGCCGCCUCUGCCCAACAAGGACCAAACGGACCACAAGGAUCAGGAGCCUCAGCCAGCGCUGGCGCCUCUUCCCAAUCAGGAUCAAACGGACCAUACGGACCAUACGGACCACAAGGAUCAGGAGCCUCAGCCAGCGCUGGCGCCUCUUCCCAAUCAGGACAAAACGGACCACAAGGAUCAGGAGCUUCAGCUAACGCUGCCGCCUCUGCCCAAUCAGGACCAAACGGACUAUACGGACCACAAGGCCCAGCCGGACCACAAGGACCACUCGGACCACAAGGACCAGGAGCUUCAGCUAACGCUGCCGCCUCUGCCCAAUCAGGACCAAACGGACUAUACGGACCAUACGGACCACAAGGCCCAGCCGGACCACUCGGACCACAAGGAUCAGGAGCUUCAGCUAACGCUGCCGCCUCUGCCCAACAAGGACCAAACGGAUCACAAGGAUCAGGAGCCUCAGCCAGCGCUGGGGCCUCUGCCCAAUCAGGACCAAACGGACCAUACGGACCAUACGGACCACAAGGCCCAGCCGGACCACUCGGACCACAAGGAUCAGAAGCUUCAGCUAACGCUGCCGCCUCUGCCCAACAAGGACCAAACGGACCACAAGGAUCAGGAGCCUCAGCCAGCGCUGGCGCCUCUUCCCAAUCAGGAUCAAACGGACCAUACGGACCAUACGGACCACAAGGAUCAGGAGCCUCAGCCAGCGCUGGCGCCUCUUCCCAAUCAGGACAAAACGGACCACAAGGAUCAGGAGCUUCAGCUAACGCUGCCGCCUCUGCCCAAUCAGGACCAAACGGACUAUACGGACCAUACGGACCACAAGGCCCAGCCGGACCACUCGGACCACAAGGAUCAGGAGCUUCAGCUAACGCUGCCGCCUCUGCCCAACAAGGACCAAACGGAUCACAAGGAUCAGGAGCCUCAGCCAGCGCUGGGGCCUCUGCCCAAUCAGGACCAAACGGACCAUACGGACCAUACGGACCACAAGGAAGUCCAGUCAUCAUCAUCGAGGAAGUUCCAUCUUCUGCUAGCGCUACUGCCAACGCCAACGCUAACGCUGUUUCUUACGGAACAGUGGCUCCAUACGGAUCAUCAGCUAAUGCUGGUGCCUCCGCCGCCGCCGGAUCAGGAUACGGAUCAGGAUCAGGUUCCGGUCUGCCAUGGUUCGGAGGACGCAAGGUUUGCCGUCUUUCACGCAGACAAUUCGUCGUCAAGAUCGGCACCAGACGCCAACCAUGCCUUACUUGCUAGUUCUUUAAUUUCUAUUUCUAAUUUGUUUUCUGUGGAUACAUCUUUUUUUUCUCUUUUAUAUUAAUAAAAUUCUGGCAUCUCA